UAGACGUCGUGGCGUACGGACGUGUGGAGUGUCCCGUUCCUUAUCUUAGCCUAUUGGUGAUAGAUAUUUCUUUUUGUUUCGAUUAGGAACAAUUGUAGUGUAGUGUUCUUUUUAUAGUAGGAGGAUAUAUAGGACGGUUUAUUUUUUGUAAUAUAGUUGUAGGCUCCCCGCUCGGAGGGAAAGCAAUGUAGUUGAAGUGUUGAUUUAGUUAAUGUCAGAUUUAGCGGAUAAGAAAAAGAGAAGUGUUAGUUUGAAUGAAAGGGAUUUCGAUGAAUUGUCUAAAAGACUGGUGGAAGCAGAGAAGUUGGGGAUAGGAAAGGAAAAAAAGAUAAAGGUAAAAUUAUAGGAACACCUAAAGGCUGGAAUUAAAAGAUUAUAUACGUCACGCAUUCCGCGGAUGAUCGGUGAGCCAAGUAGCAGUGAAAAACAAGUUGAAAAAGGCAUAAUACAAUGUGAUAAUAUUAGGUCAAAUCGAGGUCAGAUUGAAAGUUUAAAUAACGAAAACAUUGAGAUGGAAGGUAUUGAAGUAACAGUGCCAUCUGGUUUAAACGCCGGUGGGUGCGUUUCUAUGCCACGAGAUAAGGAAGAGAAUGAUAUUAGCGACCAUUCGUAUAGAGAAGCAUUUGGUGUGCGAGAAGGUAAAUUGAUCAAGAUGUCGGUAAUGUCGCAGCAAGACUAUCAGGAUUUCGAGAAGAAUAGAUACGCGGAGGAUCACGUAGGUAAAGCUAACCUUAUUGUUAAGCUUCCAACAGAGUCAACAACGACGAAAAAGGAUGUAGCCACAGGAUAAGCGAAAUAUUUCGUUUCAAAUAUUUCGUUCACG
Molecule: messenger RNA, 823 nt
Organism: Trachymyrmex cornetzi
Lineage: Eukaryota; Metazoa; Arthropoda; Insecta; Hymenoptera; Formicidae
Exons: 2
Coding region: 398-790 (130 amino acids)
Source: RefSeq, a predicted model, not a curated record